GCCCACGAGUGGUGGGUUGAAGUGAUGUUUUUAUUCCACCGUGGAGCAGACUUGUGUGGGGCGGGAGAUGGGGUCUAAGUUAGGGAUGGAGGCGGAGGACUCUCGUGUAUGUUGACUCUCUGGGGCUACUGCCCGAGUUUUUAGCAGUGGAGCGGAAACUAGAGGCAGGAGUUGGAAAGUGACGUACAGUAGCACAAGGGUUACUUUGUAUGACUCCCCGGUUCGUGAAGAGACAACGGGACAGUCAUUCAAUCCCGCCUUCAGCUGCAACCGUGGCACCUGGGGCUGCAGCCAGCCACCCUAGUUGCAAAUUUAAGAAAGAAGGAAGAAAAAGUUACAGACGAAGAGUGAUCAGUCUGAAGUCAGGGUGGUGUGGGCGGAGGUGGCAGCAGCGGACGAAGGAGGGAUUGUAAUAGAGUACAGGAACUGGGGUAGGGGGGAGAGGGAGAGGGAGGAGUGACGGGAGGAGGAGGGGAGGAGGACUCGUGGAUCCCAAUUCCCACAGAGCGAGGCGUUUCCACCCGUCUCUUCCCAAGGACUGGGAGCCCUGAGCUGAAAGUGAUGAAGAUCACUUAAAAGACUGGAUUUGGGAGAGUUCGGGAGGUUCACACCCAGAUCUGGAGCAGGGUUGGGGGGAAGAGAGAGAGAAAAGAGGGAGAGGGAGUGUCUGCUAGAGGCUCCUGGCUGUGCUAUAAGCCUGAGAAGUUGUAGCAAGUACCCGUCGGACCAAUUAGCUCAUCAUUGGUUGGGGCCGAAGCGGGGUGUACUGGGGCAACAAGCAGGGGAAGCUCUAGACAACAUGGGGAGAGACGGAGGGGCAAGAAGAAAAGAAACAACGGCAGGAGAAGGGAAUCAAGGACGGGAGGAACCGAGGAGACUUCGGCAGCAGCGGCACCGGCGAAGGAGGGAGAGCAAGACCAGAACUGUGCGCUCCAACCUGCUGCCGCCCCCGGGGGGUGGGGAGCCCGAUGUGACUGCGAAGGGGGCUCCCCAUCGGUGGCGGCGGAAUCAGGGAAGCUCCCAGUAUCUGGCUGACAACCGGUUGAAGACCACCAAGUACACUGUCUUGUCCUUUCUGCCCAAGAACCUCUUUGAGCAGUUUCAUCGCCUGGCUAACGUGUACUUCGUCUUGAUCGCUCUGUUUAACUUUGUGCCGGUCCUAAACGCCUUCCAGCCCGAGCUAGCCUUGGCGCCGGUGCUCUUCAUCUUGGCCGUCACCGCCAUCAAGGACCUAUGGGAGGAUUACAGUCGCCACCGCUCGGACCACGAGAUCAACCACAUGGACUGCCUUGUCUACUGCAGGGAUGAAAAGAAAUUUGUGAACCGAUACUGGAAAGAAGUUCGAGUUGGGGAUUUUGUUCAGCUUCGAUGUAAUGAGAUUAUACCUGCUGACAUAUUGCUGCUUUCUUCAAGUGAUCCUGAUGGCCUCUGUCACAUCGAAACUGCCAAUCUGGAUGGGGAGACAAAUCUGAAACAACGGCAGGUGGUGAGGGAAUUUUUAGAGCUGGAUGCUGAAUUCAAUCCCUUGAAGUUCACCAGUAUAAUUGAAUGUGAGAAGCCAAAUAAUGACCUAAGUAGGUUUCGAGGUUACAUUAUACAUGAAAAUGGGAAAAAAGCUGCACUUUAUAAAGAAAAUCUAUUGCUGCGUGGAUGUACCAUUAGAAAUACAGAAGAGGUAACAGGAAUAGUCAUCUAUGCAGGGCAUGAGACUAAAGCUUUACUAAACAAUAGUGGGCCACGUUACAAGCGAAGCAAGCUGGAAAGACAAAUGAAUAUGGAUGUCCUUUGGUGUGUCCUUAUACUCACAGUCAUGUGUCUGUUUUCAGCUGUUGGUCAUGGACUAUGGGUAUGGCAGUAUGGGGAGAGGAAGAAACCUUUAUUUGAUGUCCCAGAAUCGGAUGGCAGCUAUUUGUCUCCAGUUCUGGCUGCAGUAUAUUUAUUUUUGACAAUGAUAAUAGUUCUUCAGGUUCUAAUCCCAAUUUCUUUAUAUGUUUCCAUUGAAAUUGUCAAAAUAUGUCAAGUAUUUUUUAUUCACCAAGAUAAAGAACUGUAUGAUGAAGAAACAGACUCUAAACUACAGUGUCGAGCCCUGAAUAUCACAGAAGAUUUAGGGCAGAUACAGUAUAUUUUCUCAGAUAAAACUGGCACCCUCACUGAAAACAAGAUGGUUUUUCGAAGAUGCACUGUUUCUGGCAUAGAAUAUUCGCAUGAUGCUAAUGCUCGACGCAUAGCUAUGUAUCAGGAGGCUGACUCUGAGGAGGAAGAAGUCGUUCCAAAGGGAGGGACACUGUCCCAGCGGGGCAGUAUCGGUAGUCACCAAAGUGUCAAGAUUGUUCAUAGAACCCAGAGCACCAAAUCUCAUAGACGAACGGGCAGCCGAGCUGAAGCAAAGAGAGCCAGCAUUCUUUCCAAACAUACUGCUUUCAGCAGCCCAAUGGAAAAAGACAUUACCCCUGAUCCAAAACUCUUUGAAAAGGUAAAUGAAUGUGCCAGAUGUCUGGAAAUCAUGAGAAACCAGGAAAAGUCAUUAUCCCAUCUCACCCCGGAGCUUGCUGAUAUCUUUGACUUCUUUAUAGCCCUGACAAUCUGCAAUACAGUGGUAGUGACAGCCCCCAAUCAACCAAGACACAAGGUGAGAGUUAGGUUUGAAUUGAAGUCUCCAGUGAAGACUAUAGAAGAUUUCAUUCGAAGAUUCACUCCUAGCCGUCUGACUUCUGGAUCUAACAGUGGGAGCUCCUCAAGCCUCUCCACCAACAAAUCAACCCACAAAACGGGUUCUAGCUUUCUGUCUACACUAUCUACUGAGAGUACUCUGCUCAAACUUGAAGCUAGACUGACCCAUUCCUCCCCAAAGAUGAAUAACAAUGGUUAUGGGGUACAGCCUGGUGGUGGCUGGACAACUGAGAAUAGCCUCAAGGAGGGAGAACUUCGUUAUGAGGCUGAGAGUCCUGAUGAAGCUGCUCUUGUCUAUGCAGCCAGAGCUUACAACUGUUCUCUAGUUGGUAGGCUGCCUGACCAAGUUUCUGUAGAACUCCCUUAUCUGGGCAGAUUAACCUUUGAGCUUUUGCAUACGCUGGGUUUUGACUCCAUCAGGAAGAGAAUGUCAGUUGUGAUUAGGCAUCCCCUUACAGACGAAAUAAAUGUUUACACCAAAGGAGCAGAUUCGGUGAUGAUGGAUCUUCUUCUGCCUUGUUCUGCAGAUGACUCAAGAGGAAAGCACCAAAAAAAAAUUCAAAGUAAAACUCAAAAUUAUCUAAACCUCUAUGCUGUAGAUGGAUUGCGUACCUUAUGUAUUGCCAAGAAGGUUCUAAGUAAAGAAGAAUAUGCCUGCUGGUUACAAAGACACUUGGAAGCAGAAUCCUCACUGGAGAACAGGGAUGAGCUGCUGUUCCAGUCUGCAAUCCGCCUGGAGACCAAUCUACACCUAUUGGGUGCAACGGGCAUUGAAGAUCGCUUACAGGAUGGCGUCCCAGAAACUAUUGCUAACUUGAGACAAGCUGGACUGCAGAUAUGGGUUCUCACUGGAGACAAACAAGAAACAGCUGUCAAUAUUGCCUAUGCCUGCAAACUGCUAGACCAUGAUGAAGAAAUCAUUACUUUGAAUGCUGAAUCACAGGAAACAUGUGCUGCUUUAUUGGAACAGUGUUUAUACUAUGUGGAGACAAAAUUUUCAAGUGAAGUGAAGAAAUCUCUUGGAAAGGUGAACAUUGGGUUCACCUCUCUCCACCCACCUUCCUCAUCUGCUACUACAUGCCCCAACCUAGGCCUUGUGAUUGAUGGGAAAACUCUGGCUUAUGCACUGGACAGAACCUUGGAAGAUAAAUUUCUUUCCCUAGCUAGGAGAUGCCGUUCAGUCCUCUGCUGUCGAUCCACUCCGUUACAAAAAAGCAUGGUGGUAAAGCUGGUCAGAAACAAACUGAAAGCCAUGACCUUGGCAAUAGGUGAUGGAGCCAAUGAUGUCAGCAUGAUCCAAGUAGCUGAUGUUGGUGUGGGAAUCUCUGGUCAGGAAGGCAUGCAGGCGGUGAUGGCAAGCGACUUUGCAGUCCCGAGGUUCCGACAAUUGGAGAAACUUCUGCUUGUUCACGGACAUUGGUGCUACUCCCGACUUGCUAAUAUGGUGCUUUAUUUCUUCUACAAAAAUGCGAUGUUUGUGGCCCUUCUAUUUUGGUACCAGUUUUACUGUGGAUUCUCUGGGUCUUCCAUGAUUGAUCAGUGGUUUUUGAUCUUCUUUAAUUUAUUAUUCUCAUCACUUCCUCAAUUAAUUACUGGGGUACUCGAUAAAGAUGUUCCAGCUGAAAUACUGGUUGCCGUACCUCAGCUCUACAAAAGUGGACAGAACAUGGAGGAAUAUCAGCCCUAUAUGUUUUGGAUGAACAUGAUUGAUGCUGCCUAUCAAAGCCUGGUUUGCUUUUUCAUCCCUUACUUUGCCUAUCGUGACUCUGAUGUUGAUAUAUUUUCUUGGGGAACUGUCAUCAUGACAAUAGCUCUCUUCACCAUCAUACUGCAUUUGGGCAUUGAAACCAAAACCUGGACUUGGCUCCACUGGACAGCAUGUGGCUUUAGUAUCCUUUUAUUUUUCAUUGUGGCUUUGGUGUACAAUGCCUCUUGUUCAACGUGUUUUCCUCCAUCUAACCCUUACUGGACUAUGCAAAAGUUAAUGGGUGAUCCCAUGUUUUACUUGACUACUAUCAUAUCAUCUGUUGUUGCCUUACUGCCCCGAUUUCUGUAUAGAACAUUCCAAGGGACGCUCUUCCCAACCCAGCUUCAGUUGGGGCGCCAGUUGGCCAGGUGGGCCCCAAAGAAAUUUAACGUUCCCAAAGACACCAUUUCUCAGCCACAUCCUGCAGGAGAGCAAGAAUUACAAAGCUCAGCUUUGAAGGGCAGUCAUAACUCUGGAUCCCCUCCUCAAGACCACUUUCCACUAGCAUCUCAGUCAGAACUUCCACCAGCUUCUGUAACAGAGUCAAAGAGUGAACAGAGGACACCAAAUGUGAAUGUCCAGUCCUUGAAUGACACUAUGAUGGACAGCUUAAGGGGACACUCUCCAGUGCCCCAGAGACCAGAAGGUGCUAUCCAAGAGGGACCAUCUGGUGAUUCUGAGGGGGAAUCCUCCACCAGAGAAGUAUCCCCUCUGUCUUCUAUUCUAGAUCUGCCAGACUUCAGUUUACUAAACUGGAUUUCAUCCACACCAUUGUUUAAUGAGUUUGGAAGAGCCUUUCGGCUUUCUCAGAGUAGUUUACAAACUGACAUGCUGGGCGGCACAUUUUUGUCUGUUGGCUCCCAGCUGGAUCAGGACUUAAAAGGUUUUAAAAGAGAGACCUCAGACUGCUUCCAGGAGAAAGUUAAAGGGACUGCAGCUGUUUGCCACAACAGUGAAAAUCUUGAAACAACCUUUUUAUAACAUGAACUUUAAUAAUAUUUAUGUUUUCUAUUUGCACAGAAGAGUUAAUAGUAAAAGUGUCUUUAAAUGUUUCCAGGAUUGAAACAGAAAAUUAGAGGUACCAAAAAAAGGUUUAUUUUUAAAAUUUUAAGUAGAGUAUAUUGAAAAAGAUCAGAGCUUUAAAAUAUAAGAAAAAAGUUGCACUUGAAAAUUACAUUUAAAUCUAUUUUUUCAUCUCAUUUUAUAAGAAAAUGCAGUAUGUUUUAUUUUCUUCAAAAUGCUUUAUUUAACAUCCUGUCUGGAAGUAUAAGCAUUGUACCUAGUUCCCAGGGCAUUGGUUUUCAUCACUGUUUUAUGGCAGGGAUAUAGAUGGCCAUAAAGGAGAAAUCAUUCUAUACACUCAAA
This is a messenger RNA of Sarcophilus harrisii (Tasmanian devil), 5785 nucleotides long. RefSeq names its product ATPase phospholipid transporting 10A (putative) (gene ATP10A). The record is from RefSeq and is a predicted model, not a curated record. Gene Ontology annotation, biological process: phospholipid translocation. The transcript has 21 exons. NCBI's taxonomy places the organism in Eukaryota, Metazoa, Chordata, Mammalia, Dasyuromorphia, Dasyuridae. Gene Ontology annotation, molecular function: ATPase-coupled intramembrane lipid carrier activity; ATP hydrolysis activity; ATP binding. The coding region runs from base 800 to 5401 and encodes 1533 amino acids. Gene Ontology annotation, cellular component: plasma membrane.